CACCAAAGGAGCCGCCGCCGCCGCCGCCGCUCCUUUUAUUUUUUUGGAGACUCCAAAAGGAUCCUUCUUCCCUUUCAUGUGCCGCCCCGCUCCAAUCGGAAUCCAGAGGCUGCCUGCAAGUGGUCUAAUCUCAAUGAGGUGUCAAUCAUGUUCCCCGGUGGGUGAAGUAAGGUCUUUUGUAACCGCCUCUGUUACAAGCGAGACUUGAGUCGAGAGGGAGAGGAGAGGAGAGGAGAGAGACGCAGCCAGGGCGCUGAGUUCAGAGCUGCUUUUGCUGCUGCUGCUGCUGCUGCAAGUGUGCAUCUAUCUAUCUAUAGAUCUGCUCCUCUGUGCAUUCCCCCCCCCGCCGCCCAUCUCUCUUUUCCAUCGUUGCUUUAAUCAAGGAAAGGGGACGGUCGGAGCACAUGGAUUUCUAAAAAGAAGAAGGGAAAGGGACCCUCUUGGAAUUGAGAGAUUGUUGUUGUUGAAGAGAGCCAACAAGCCGGCAGUGAUGCCCCCAGCUCAGCCCUGAAGCCCACUCCCGAUGCCCUCGGGUUUGCAGAUCCAUGCCGAGAGAUGGGGAAACUUCACUCAAAACAUGCUGCUGUUUGUAAACCUCGAGAAAGCCCAGAAGGUGAUAGUUUUGCUGUGAAUGCCUCGCUGGCUCGGAAAGGGCUAGAGGACUGGAUGGUGAAGCAGAAAUACUCUGGCAGUGGAAGCAGCAGCGGAGGCAGCAGCCUAGGACUUCAGCAAGGCUGCCAGCACCGGGCUCUUUGCAGGCUGUCUGGUUCCAGGGAUGCAGCUGGUGAAGUUUACAGGGAGGCAAUUGAAAAUGAACACUUUCACCUGGAAGUGGCUUUGCCUCCAGAGAAGACAGAUGGAGUUUGCAGUGGCGAUGAAAAGAAAGUGGAGAAGGAAACUGAUACACGUACCAAUGUCAAGAAGCAGCUAAAAUUUGAGGAAUUGCAAUGUGAUGUGUCCGUUGAGGAAGACAACAGGCAAGAGUGGACCUUCACGCUUUAUGACUUCGACAACAAUGGCAGAGUCACGCGUGAGGACAUCACCAGCUUGCUUCAUACCAUCUAUGAAGUAGUUGAUGCUUCAGUAAACCACUCUCCCAGCUCCAGUAAAACCUUGCGGGUGAAGCUCACCGUAGCUCCAGAUGGGAGUCAGAAGAAGAAAAGUAUCCUACUGAACCAUGCUGAUCUUCAGAGCUCGAGGCACCGAACGGAAAGCAAGGCCAAUGAAGAACUGAGGAGUUGUGAGAAGAAGCAGAGGGGCUCCCUCAGGUACCACCAUGGUGAAGCCAAAACUGAACAGAAUGGAUGCUAUCGUCAUUGUGUUGAUGAAAAUAUUGAAAGGAGAAACCACUAUUUGGAUCUUGCAGGAAUAGAAAACUAUACGUCAAAAUUUGGGCCAGGAUCACCACCAGCGGCUCAAAAACACGACCCUCCCAUCCGAGUCGCAAACCAAACAAGGUCCCGUUCCCACGAGCCAGAAAUCUUCCACGCCCACCAGCGCAGAUCGCCAGCAGCGGACCCCGGCCACGUCAGUUUGAUGGAAGCCUCCUACGCAAAGCUUGCAGAGAUACAGCAGAGGCUGCGGAGCCAAGAUGCGAGCAGGCAUUUUGCCAAGUCUCCCAAAGCUCAGGGCAGAAAUGCCUCUUCCGCCAACGCGGGGAGGGCCGUAAGGAGUAAGCCUGCCCAGGGGGCCUCCGUGCCGAUGGCUUCCCCCACCACGCGGCUGGGCCCGAACCUCCCUUAUCUCCCCAUGCAGCCUCAGCCGGCUUACAAGAAACACAAGCAGAGGGCCAAAGAGACUCACCAAGUCUGCAAAACCUUCCAGCCCCCCGGGACAGUUUUCGAAAAAGAGCACGUGAGAGACCUGCCCGCUGUCAUCUUGUACGAAGGCCAAGUGGGGCAGAUGAUUCAGAGACACGAGCACCACCACCACCACGAGCACCACCACCACUAUCACCACUUCUACCAGACAUGAAAUGGACCCCCUGCUGCCGUCCGUUUGCGAACCAUCCCAAUAUGAAGGAGGCCUUUUUAGCUGCCACACUCUGGAAGAAAAGUGUUCUUCUUAUUAACCUUGUUGCUACUCCAUUAAUAUUCUGCUAGCACCCAUCUUAGGAGUUAUAUGAAAACACUAAGAUUAAUAACAAUAAUAAUAAUAACCUAACACUAUUUAUAUUAUGUGGGACUGUGUAGCUUACUUUAUUAAUUUGUGGAUUUAAAGUUUGGCUUGUACAAGAACACCCGUGCACAAGAGCAAACAGCCAUAGCUAUCAUCACGAGCAGUGCUUGAACGCAGGUUGUCAAUGCACUUCUGGCAAGGAUCCCUUCCUCCGCGGUAACUGGAAGAGAUGCUGCAAAACAAUAAGGCUAUGACACCCAGCUUGUCCCAUUCGUUGCCUCAUUGCACACAAGCCCAUCAUCAGGGGAGCAAUGUUCGAAGGUUCUGGACUCCGGGAAUAUAAACAGCUGCUACCUCUCGUAUAAUUCAGAACUUUUUAAUGAUUGUAUUGUGCUAUGUCGGGGUGGGGCUGGGGGGGGUUGUUUUUAUUUGAUUGCAUUCAUGUAGCCUGUAUAUGUUUUACUCCUCACCUCCUUGCAAGCUAUAUAUUAAUAUUAAUUAUGUGGAAAUAACUAACUAUAUUUGUCAACAGAGCUACGUUUUUCAACUUAUUUCCCCACCCCCUUUUUUACCAUUUUCUUUUUAAACAGACACCUUUACGGUCUGCUUUAUAUAUUGGGUACUAUUUAAACAUAUAUUUUCUCUUU
This is a messenger RNA of Podarcis muralis (Common wall lizard), 2765 nucleotides long. RefSeq names its product NKD inhibitor of Wnt signaling pathway 1 (gene NKD1). Gene Ontology annotation, biological process: negative regulation of Wnt signaling pathway. Gene Ontology annotation, cellular component: cytoplasm. The record is from RefSeq and is a predicted model, not a curated record. Gene Ontology annotation, molecular function: calcium ion binding. NCBI's taxonomy places the organism in Eukaryota, Metazoa, Chordata, Lepidosauria, Squamata, Lacertidae.